Messenger RNA from Symbiodinium pilosum, 795 nucleotides. NCBI's taxonomy places the organism in Eukaryota, Dinophyceae, Suessiales, Symbiodiniaceae. The record is from the annotation of a GenBank genome assembly.
AUGGCGCUUACGGCGGCAGUUUCCACCGUUGACGGGAAGAGCUUUGAAAUCCCCUGCACGGAGGAAGACACCGUGAAGCACAUCCGAGAAGUAUUGGAGACGAAGCACAUCGAGGUCCCACCCGCCUGCUACUUGAAGCUGUUCCAUGGACCACAGGUUGUUCACGACGCUGUCCCCAUAAAGGACCUUGACCUGACCCAGACCAUCUUUGCCGUACUCGGCCGGGAGACCAACGUGGAGAUUCUUCUGCAAGCCGCAGGCUCCUAUCAGGGCUACAAGGACCUUGUGAAAGCCGCAAGUAGUGAAGGUGGAGAUGUGAAGGCCAUCAAGAUGCCAUCCAUCCUUUCUGUGCUGGAGGACAUGGGUGGGCAGAAGCCGGAGGUGAAGCACAUGAAGCAAGGCGAACAUGGCCUGGAAAUGAAUUCAGCAGAUGGAUGGCUCCUGUUGCCGAGUCUGAAUCUCGGAGUCCUACAAAAAGAGGGUAAAGGAUUCUCUGAAGUGGUCUUCUCGGUGCAGCUCAACUCUGACGCUUACAACCAAGGUCUGGGGAUUGUUCUGGAGCAGCCUUCGUCCAUGCAAAGUGACGUGGAUGAAAAGGGCCUGCCACGGUUCAUAUACAAUGGAUUUGGCUUGUCGAAGGACAAGAACUCCAAUGCGAUCAAGUUCCAUCCUGGAAUGGGGGGAGGACAACUGAGGGUUGAAGGCGUCGGUGGAUUUGGAAACACUGAUAUAGGUGUCUCGUCUGCACGCGUUGUUUGGCAAAUGUUGAGCUGCAGUCUGCCGCGGUACGGCUAG